Pocillopora verrucosa is the source of this 3768-nucleotide messenger RNA. RefSeq lists its product as uncharacterized. Gene Ontology annotation, biological process: cell differentiation; regulation of transcription by RNA polymerase II. Gene Ontology annotation, cellular component: nucleus. The record is from RefSeq and is a predicted model, not a curated record. Gene Ontology annotation, molecular function: DNA-binding transcription factor activity, RNA polymerase II-specific; sequence-specific DNA binding. Lineage: Eukaryota; Metazoa; Cnidaria; Anthozoa; Scleractinia; Pocilloporidae.
UCACCCCCUCUGCAUCUUGUGGACGAAUAUGUUUGCACGACCGGGCAGGUCUAUGUAGUGGACCGAUCAGUCGGUUAAUGAGCCAGAGGAAGCCGUAGUUAGGUUAAAAUGCGGCGACGUAUCCUUUACCCAUUCAAGACAUUUUCAGACCGUGAACUAUUUGAAGCAUCCAAAAUGAUGACUUGUGAUGACGAAGUUCCUGGAUGUGGAUUUCCGUUCAACUUUGAGGACUACUUAAAUCUGGAUGGUACCCAGGUUGUCCCGAACAUGGAUGCUCAACCCAUGCAGUUAGAUGGGGAAGAGAGCAAAAGCAGAAGUGACAGUUUAACCUCGUGGAAGAGCUGCUCCAGCCUGAAUGAGUCUGGUUACUCGUCAGAUGAGAGUGCGUCCCCAAGGAUGGACGAGGCUCUUCCUUCUCCAGGAAACAACUGCCUGGACUUAGACCAGCAUACAACUCCUGGUUUAAUGGAGUGUUUGGGACCUACAGAAGAUUGGUCCAACUACCCACCAUACACAUGGACAGCGGCUCAGUUAGAAAGUUUUCUGAAGUCGGUCUGGAAGUCUAAUAAUAUCACUGGGGAGUAUGACCUGGAUAAGUUGGACCUGACUGGGCCAGAGCUGUGGUGUUCAACAGCAGAUGAUUUGAAAAAACGUUCAGAAUAUGGAGGACUCCUGUACGAAGCCCUCACGCAGAUCGCGAGUAGUUCCCAAUGGGAAAGUUCCAGUACCUCCUAUGGAGGAUGUUACGAUCCAUCAAGUGAUGAGAUGUUUAAUCUUCUUGCUAUGCAAGAUUCCCCUUCCUUCUCCCUUCCGGAUGAUCUUCCCGUGGAAGAAAUCCACCGAUUGCUUACACAAAGUGAUGAAACCAACGAUAUGGAUGAUAGUCAUGCUGUGAUUGGAAACAUAGAUGGCGAUUUUGACAGCAACUCUCAAGAAGUCGCAGGCCACGUGACAAGCUCUGCAAGCCAUUCUUUCGUAGCUCAGAACAACUCUGUUACAGAGGUUGCCGGCUCAUUAUCCAAGCCACAAUCGACCCACACUCGUGGCUACUCUGUUGGCAGUUAUGCAGCACAACACAACUCUGGUGCCAACGGCUUCUGUGCCUCUCGCCUGUGGCCUCCAAAUGGAUGUUACCCGCCAUGUGUUCCAUCCCUUAAUGGAUUUCCUCCACCGCGUCAACCCCCUCGCUCCUUGCCAGAACUUACCAGGAACAAAGACCUCCCUCCGGUGCCCCCUCUGAUCAAAUCUCCUGAUCUUCCCUCCCCCAGCAGCCCCCCGGACAACUUCCCUAGGUCUUCACUGCAGACACUUUCUUUGGCGGCCAGUUUCUUAGAGAAAAGCAACCCUCUGUUUGAUCAGGCAUCGCAAACAAAGAAAGCAUCUUCUGAGGAACGCACCAGCCGAGGUGCGCGUUAUGAAGAGCCCUUCUCCGCUGGCAGCCACGGCGAGAACGGACCCUUACCUCCUGACGUAAAGAAACCUAGAUUAGAUACUUCGUUUGUCAGUCAAAAGAAGCCACCAUCAAACGGGGUCCAACCCCCCAUGAAGCCGACACCAGCUGAGUCUCAAGUGCCUUUUCCGGCAAACCUUUCCCCAAAAUCGUGCGGGGAUAGUGAUUAUGGAGAAGAACGGGUAUCUCCAUCACCCCCAACGUCCCCAUACCCCAGGGGGUCCCCGUCGCAGAGAGGAUGCGACUCUCCUGUAGCACGAAGAAGGAACAGCUCCAGUUCAACAGAUUCUGGCACUGAGGACGCCAAAGAUGGAAACCACAGCCGAAGUGACUCUUCCACAAAAAGUUCUACCUCAGGUUCGCCAGGUGCAAAACCCCGUGUUGGCCGAAGAAAACAGACAAGAUCUCUGCACCUGUGGGAAUUUCUUAAAGAGUUACUGGAAAACAAGGAUACAUGUCCUCGCUACAUUACAUGGAUCGAGCGCGAGGAGGGCAUUUUCAGGCUUGUCAACUCAGGAGCCGUUGCUAAGCUGUGGGGUCAACGGAAGAACCGCAGGAACAUGAAUUAUGAAAAGAUGAGCCGUGCUUUGCGAUAUUAUUACGAGAGGAAGAUUCUAGAACGUGUCCCUGGACAGCGUUUGAUCUACAAAUUCGCUCCGGAUACGAUGAAAGAAUGUAACUUCAGCUUUAUGAAGAAGGACGGUUAAAAAAAAAAGUUUGAAACGUUUUUGUACAAGUAGUGUAGCUUUAUCAAUAUGAAUUUGUGAUUUCUCAAACUUGUUUAUUUGUUUGCGAAUCUGUGACAUCCCAUCAGACCCCCGGAAAAAUAUUUGAGAGAAAGCGUUGAAUGUACAGAAAUCUCGUCAAUGAAUGAUGUUGGUGAAUCCUAUCACUUUCCUCAAAGUUUAACUUAAAAAUUCCUCAAUUUUUCAAUUUCAAACACAACCUGUACAAAAAUACACAAACACGGUACAACCGUAUUUUAGUCUUGUUUCAAUUUGUAGCGUCAUGUCGAGGCACUAUCGUCUUUUAGGGGGAAGAUCCAAUCUGUUGGAGGGGAUGUUACAGAAACGCGUAUAACUUCCCAAAAAAUUAAUUAUGAAGUGAAAUUCAGUCGCUUUGUCGGCUUGCACCAGAGGAUCUUAGCGACUGAGAGUUCAUUUUCCUCUCCAAUUUAAAGAAUCAAACUAGGAACCUUUUAUAAAGAAAACAAACUGAUAGGUGAAGGUUAGCGGACAUUUUCGUGUUAAAGGGCAAAAUACAGCGCACCUCUGAUGCGUUGUCUAAAAUUUAAACACUUAAAAGUCCACCAGGACUGGAGAAUCGACUAUUUUUUGUCUCGUUGUGUUUGUAAAAGUUGUGCUUUUGUUGCAAACCUUCGUGUAAAUAGAACUAUUACAAUAACUUACUACGUAUUUGCAUUUCACUCGGUACUACAUUCGAAUUCAGCAUUUUGGAACAAAGUACAAAACUGUCCCGGAGGCGGUGGAUUUCGAAGGGUAAAGAUUUGGUUUCCUUUCAUUUUUUGUGGCAAUUUUUCCAGGUUUUUCACAUUUAUUAGUGAAUUAUAGCGAGAGAAAGUUUGUUAUAUAGUUAGUUGACUCGUUUGCUAAUGUCAGUGUGCUAGCAGCUUUCAUCGUUUUGGCAAAACGAUAAUAGAUUGAGUUCAAAAAGGAACACGAUCCAUUUACGAUUGGUUUGAGUACUUUAGACGAGCUUCAUUACAGAUGGGUCAUUCAUGGUCACCAUUCAUUAAAAGGACAAAUAAACUAAGAUAUAAUUUACUAUUUUCAUUCACGUUUAAAAACCAUUUUCUCUUCGUAUUUUGAAUCUUUGAAAAAAUUUCUGUGUUGUCUUCGACUGCAUCACUAGGGAAACCGAAUUGAAUUUUAGGCAAUACCGUAAUGUGGCUCGUUUGAAGACGGUAAAUGAAAGCUGACAUCUUCGAGUAAUCUCUCCCAAUAACCGUUAUUCGAGUUGUUGCGCGACGUAAAGUAUAGUGUUGUGACAGACUCUUCGAAACAGGCCGUGAUGGAUUGAUGUGUCAGAAGUGUCAGGUAGAAAAUGGAGGAGAUUCGAAUGGUUUCGUGUGUAUAAAAUGACCAUUUAAUAAUCGCAAUAUUUUAGUUUGAUACAAGUAGAUAAGCUUCAUGCAUGAGUUAAGAACACUGUAGCUUAAAUCACUGUACAGUUACCACUGUUUCUUGUGAGUGAUGGACAAUUAGUUUUCACGAUAAAUAACAAUUUAGCUUGAUUAGAUAUUUUUUGUAUGAAAAAGAAAGAAAAAACUGUUUGUAAUAAACAUUACAUUAUCAAAA